This is a messenger RNA of Bufo bufo (common toad), 3294 nucleotides long. RefSeq names its product leucine zipper and EF-hand containing transmembrane protein 2 (gene LETM2). Gene Ontology annotation, cellular component: mitochondrial inner membrane. Gene Ontology annotation, biological process: intracellular monoatomic cation homeostasis. The coding region runs from base 150 to 1466 and encodes 438 amino acids. Gene Ontology annotation, molecular function: ribosome binding. The transcript is spliced from 11 exons. Lineage: Eukaryota; Metazoa; Chordata; Amphibia; Anura; Bufonidae. The record is from RefSeq and is a predicted model, not a curated record.
UGAUGACUGUGGCCCGGUCGUGUAGGAGGUGAAGGGGGAGACCGGGGAAGUGCAGUCAGGAGACACCGGGGACUGCAAGGGAAGACGUAACCGGAGGAAGGUUCGUCCGGGGCAUGGAGUACAGACCUGGUGAGAUCUGAAGUAAAGCGAUGGCUUCGUACAGCGGCAGUGUCGUUCUGGCUUCUCUCAGAUCCCGGAGUUGCCGUCUUGUCCUUCAGAAGAACAGCUGUCCACUCUUCUCCACCUUAUCCCAUCACCAAAAUGGGCACCUGCCCCCCAUGGCGAGAUGCGCGACUCAUACAAAUUUCAUGUACCCAGCCAUCAACAACCGGCAUUUCCACACCUCAGUGUUACAGCUGCAGACCGUACCGCCAUCGACGCCUCCCACCGAAGAGCCUGAGAAGUCACCUCAGGUGAUCCCCAAGUCUCUAGGCCAGAGAGUGGUGGAUGAGAUCAAACACUUUUACCAUGGGUUUCGUCUGCUCUGGAUAGACACCAAAGUGGCUGCUCGCAUGGUGUGGAGGCUGCUCCACGGCCAGAUCCUCACCAGGAGGGAGAGAAGACGGUUAAUGCGGACAUGCGCUGAUCUGUUCCGGCUGGUUCCGUUCAUGGUCUUUGUUAUAGUCCCGUUCAUGGAGUUUCUGCUGCCGGUAUUUCUGAAGCUCUUCCCUGAGAUGUUACCUUCCACCUUCGAAACGGAGUCGAAAAAGGAGGAGAAGAUGAAAAAGAAGCUGGGAGCCAAAUUGGAGAUGGCCAAGUUUCUUCAGGAGACAAUCUCGGAGAUGGCCCGAAGGAACAAGGCAGAGACCGGAGGGGACAGACAGCAGCAGUUUUCUUCCUACGUCCAGCAGGUGCGAGUCACAGGCGAGCAGCCCACCACGCAAGAGAUUGUGCGCUUCUCUAAGCUGUUUGAGGACGAGCUGACCCUGGAGCACCUGGAGAGGUCCCAGCUGGCGGCGCUGUGCCGACUGCUUGAACUGCCACCAAUUGGCACCAAUAACUUAUUACGGUUCCAGCUGCUGAUGACGCUUCGAUCCAUAAAGGCCGAUGACGAGAUGAUCUCAAAAGAAGGAGUGGGCAACCUGACUGUAGCCGAGCUUCAGGCCGCCAGCAGGACGCGAGGUAUGAGGUCUCUGGGUCUCACAGAAGAACAGCUCCGAGAUCAGAUCACGCAGUGGCUGGAUCUCCAUUUAACGGAGAAGGUUCCUCCGUCUCUCCUGCUGCUCUCCAGAGCCCUGUAUCUGACUGAUGUCAAGCCCAAGCCCAUUCUGCCCGUGAAACAGACCGUGGAGGCACCAAAGAGCAGCUCUCCGUCAGCACCGCAUCCAGACUCCAAAGAGACGCUAACGGACCCAGCGCCCGUCUUACAAGACGUGCAGGCGGAGAACAUUACACCAAAAACCCUCAUCCAGGACCCUACACUCCAGGCCAAAGAAAGUGCAAAAGCCAGCGCCAAUGGAGUGUAAGAAGAACCGAGGACGUCUUCGUGUCACUUUACAGAUUGCAAGCGAGAAUAUGGAUGUGUCAGUAAUAAAGAGCUCUCCUCUAGGACCUGCGGUACGGCCUGAGCGGUCGUCACCCAGUGGACUUACGUCUGAGCUGUGGGAUUCUCUACAAAUGCCUCUGGUGCACUGUAAGGCCGUGCUGAAUGCCAGGCUUCUGAUGAUGAAUGAAUGAAAUUCUCGGAGUGCGUACCACGUAGGAACUAUCAGAGUGUGUGGAAAGGCUCGGGGGAUUUAUUUCUUAUUGAUUUAUUUUUAUAGUGUAUUUUAUGAUGAAAGGAUUUGUGAACUUGAAACUGUACCCCAGAAAAAAAAUAUUCCUGCAUGGAAUAGGGACUACUUAGCUCUUAGUCUGAGCUAUAUGCGAAGCCUGUGGAUGUAUCUGCAGCAGCCAUGGCAGUAAUUGAUGCAGCUCCUUCUGCCGCUAAGGGUAGGUACACAUGUAGCAGAUAUGUUGCGGAUGUGCAGAGAAAAUCCGCAUCGUUUUACGUUCACCGCAAGGUGGAUGAGAUCUUAACAGGUCCACGUGGAGAUGCAGUGCAGAUUUUCUUUCCGCAGCAUGAUGAUUCUUUAUAUGGAUUUUUACCUUUUUCAGUGCAUGGGUGAUUUUUUUUUGCCUCACAUACGGAGGCAUUCUAUCACAGCAGGAAAUCCCAGCACAAUCACAAGUCUUGUCAUUUGGCACAGGCUUCGACUUUGGUGCUAGUCAUCUCUUCUCACACUGAAUAAGCUUUAGCAAAUGACUUCAUACUUCUGGCCAAAAAAAGAGGGACUUUUUUUAAACAAAAAAAGUGAAUAUUUUAUCUUGAUCACUCAAUCCUAAUUUCAAAUAUAUGAAUUCAUCUAUUGCCCCUUUUAUAGAGGAUGUGUCCUCUUUCCUGACAUGUCUGUCUUAGUAAUUACCUGUAUUCCCCAUAAAAUAACUAACAUUAUGAAACUUUGUUUUCUUAGAGCUCUGCUUUGUGGAAUUCCUCUGUUAUUCCUCUUGAAAAUGUAUGUAUAAACUGUAUUUUAAAGGGGGUUUUCUGGUAUCUUCAGGAUAGGUCAUCAAUAUCUCAUCGAUGGGGGUCUGGCUCCUGCCACUCCCUCUGAUCAGCAAUGGAAGAGACUGUGGCGCUGUAGUGAGUGUCGUGGCCUCCUCACAGUGUACCAAGCGCACAGCAAGUACAUUGUCUAGUGGCUGUACUUGGUAUUGCAGCUCAGGACCAUUAACUUGAAUGCUCCUAGGCAAUGUGUCUGAUCAAUCUGAGGACACUAGGAAGAGGCUGCGGCGCUGACCAGAGUAUGACCGCUUCUUCAAACAGCUCAUCAAUGGGGUGCUGGGAGGUGGACCCUCACUAAUCAGAUACUGAUGACCUAUGCUGAGGAUAGGCUAUCGUUAUCCAAAUCCCGGACAACCCCUGCGCUGAGCCUGCUCUAUACAUGACGGGUACCGGCUGUAUAAUACAGCUGGCACCCGGCUGCAAUGACCGGGAUCGGUGAUGACAUUGAAACUGGUCACUGAACCCCUCAGGUGGUAUGGUCAAUAGCCAUCCCAGAAUCUGUGAGGUUAAGCACAGGGAAGGGACUCCCUCUGGCUCCCAAUAGGAGCCUCUGCAGGAACAAUUGCGGGGCUCCGAUCGGUUACCAUGACAUUCUGGGUCUUCUGAAGGUUCCCAGGCCUGUUUAUGGUAAAUUGCACAAGGAGUCUCAUAGACCAUCAUAGUUUUCUGUUAUGGUCUAUGGGACAAGAGAUCAGACGAUCUGAGGUUAUAGCCCCCUAAGGGGGAUAAAAAUUAUUGAGUAAAAAGUA